This is a messenger RNA of Ustilago hordei, 1176 nucleotides long. RefSeq lists its product as uncharacterized. Gene Ontology annotation, biological process: UDP-galactose transmembrane transport. Lineage: Eukaryota; Fungi; Basidiomycota; Ustilaginomycetes; Ustilaginales; Ustilaginaceae. Bases 1 to 1176 code for a protein of 391 amino acids. Gene Ontology annotation, molecular function: UDP-galactose transmembrane transporter activity; UDP-glucose transmembrane transporter activity. The transcript is spliced from 2 exons. The record is from RefSeq and is a predicted model, not a curated record. Gene Ontology annotation, cellular component: endoplasmic reticulum membrane; Golgi membrane.
AUGACGCUCGUUCAAUUGGGCCUCUGUGCAGGCUCGAUCUAUACCACCUUCUUAAUAUGGGGUCUUUUGCAAGAACGAUUGACCAAAACGCCAUAUACAACACCAGCCAGCUUUCUCCACCCUAACCCGCAGCCAGAGUACUUCCGCUCUCCGCUAUUCUUGAAUACGAUCCAAGCGCUCUUCUCUUGCAUCGUAGCAUGCGUCUAUCUGUUGCUGCGGAAUAGGGGGAGCAGCAAGCCGGUUGCUCAGAUUUUAGGUUUGCAUACCCUCACACCCAACGCAAUCCCCCAGCAAACGACUGCCAAGGCAGAGAAGAACGGCUUCACUCCAGCCUCCAACGACACUGGCGCUCCUGCUGGCUCAGGAUGGAUCUCACCCCUCCUCAAACGCUACGUUCUAAUCGCAGCCCUUCAAUCCACCGCCUCUCAACUCGGCUUUCUCUCCCUUCGCUACAUCUCUUACCCAACCCUCACGAUCGCCAAAUCGUGCAAACUCGUCCCGGUCCUCAUCAUCAACGUUCUUCUCUACCGACGCAAGUUCGCCCCUUACAAAUAUGCCGUCGUUGUACUGGUAACCCUCGGUAUCUACCUCUUUAUGGCUUUCGCUCCCCCUAGACCCGGCAAGAAGUCGAAAGGCCCAGAAUCAAGCUCGCUCCUCGGCCUCCUCCUCUGCUUCCUCAACCUUGUGUUGGAUGGAGCAACCAACAGCACUCAAGAUCAAGUAUUUUCAAAGUUCGGCAGGAAAACGGUCGGCGCAGGACAGAUGAUGCUGGUUAUGAACAUGAUUUCUUUCCUCCUUAUGUCCUUUACCCUCUCCAUCCCCCUCCCUUUUCUCUCGACUCCAGGGCAACCGACUCAGUUGGUAAGAGCUUUAGAGUUCACAGAGAAGCACCCGGAAGUAUGGCGAGAUAUCAUCGCAUACGCACUAGCUGGCGCAGUGGGGCAAGUGUCGAUCUUUGAGACGUUGCAAAGGUUCGGAAGCUUGACGCUGGUCUCGAUUACGGUUACGAGAAAGUUGUUUACUAUGUUACUCAGUGUGGUCGUGUAUAAGCAUGAGUUGAGUAGGGCGCAGUGGCUGGGGGUUGUUGUCGUGUUUGCCGGCAUUGCUAUUGAGGCUAGGGAGAAGAGGAGGGAGGGGUUGGCCAAGAACAAGGGGGCGCUUGGUAAAGAUGCUUAG